This is a messenger RNA of Puma concolor (puma), 603 nucleotides long. NCBI's taxonomy places the organism in Eukaryota, Metazoa, Chordata, Mammalia, Carnivora, Felidae. The record is from RefSeq and is a predicted model, not a curated record.
AUGCGGCCCGCCAAGCCUGGCACCCUGCUGCCCCUGCUGCUCCUGCUGGCGUUGGCGUUGUCCCUGCCCGGGGCCCAGGCGAGGCCCCGGGGUCGCCGAGGAGCCCGUGCCACGGACCAGGAACCCCAGCCGUGGCCGUUUCUCCCCGCGGCCAGGGCCACCCGGAGCACAGGAGGGGCAAGGUGAGCUGAAAUGUUCCUAAAAGAUUCAAACUUAAAAGACAAAUUAAUAAAGCAUUUCACAGGGCCAAUCACGUUUCCAGAUGAAUGUAGCAUACAUUUCCAUCGACUGUAUCACAAUACCAGGGAUUGUUCAACGCCAGCUUAUUACAAGAGAUGUGCUAGAUUGCUUACAAGGCUGGCAGUGAGUCCCCUGUGCUCACAGACAAGACCUGCCCUAGGAACCCGCCCAAUGGACACUCGGGAAGGUCAAGGAGCCCCCUCGUUUCCAGGCCCUCGGGUGGUUCUGCGCACCUCGAAGCUUGAGAAGCUCUGUGCUGGAAAGGGAGGGGAGAAUGGAGGGAUGCCUGAUGAGAGCUGGAGGAAGGGCCGAGUCCUGAGCAGGGGACCGUGGCGACCAUCCUCCAGGUUUGCUGGGCAGUGA